GACUACAAACUCUUUUAAACAACAUAUAAUAAAGCUUGAUUUCAGCCGCAUUUUAGGGUUAUUUUUGACGAGUGUUGGUUCGCCUUUCACCAGGGCUUUAAGGGGAUUCAGUGCUGGUUACAGCCGGCUAGCACCGGUGUAGGUCGGUUUAACACUGUAACAUUUUAAUUUCAAUAAACCUACUUUUUAGAUAUCUCUAAGCUAUCAUUUAUAGCACUUUACACGUGUGGUGGACACAAUAAACCGCACCAAUCGUGUAAUUCAAUGAGGUUUUGAUAUGGAAAACGUUACAUUUAAACAAUGGUUUUAAAUAGACCCUUAUAAAUACUUAAACACUUUGACGUGUUUUGAUCUGAACAUAGAGCCCCAGAGCCUUUUUCAGAGCAUUUCUAUCGUAGUUACGCUCUAUUCAGACCAAACGGGGUCUGAUUAUCAUGCCAGCCACCUUUGUUUUUAUUUUUUAGAAACAUUUUAGGGUGGUUAAAAUGCCCUUCAGCCGGGCUCUACUCCGCUGGCUGACGCGCCGCCAUUACACAUGCAGCGCAGCGGCGACGCCUCGCCCUGGAAAAAGCCAUUUUGUGACUAAUUCAGUCGGCGCACACGUUUGCUAAACGACACCAGAUUAUGACUAGCCCUUCAUGUUCAAGUAUUUUUAAAACAGUCGCUAUGAAUCAAAGGGGGCGACCCAGAACGCGUCCGUGGCGGAAGCGGAGCCCCGCGCCCCGUCGGUUUGGAGGCAGUCUCUGGUGCUGCAUGCUGUAGCAGUCACUCAUCAUGAUCCCUGGCUGUGUUUCCCCCUCGCUCUCGACGGAGACCGAAAGCAGAUCCCGAUCCGUGGUCAGCUGGUCCGUCUAGACAAGCGUGUACGUCUGCAGCUGCCUGCCUAUCGCCCAAAACGCUGCUUCCUCCUCCUGUAGUACCUCCCAGUAUCCCCUCGUCCGCCGAAAAUAUACUCCGAUCUCGAAGGACUGCACGAAACGCUCGCCGAGUGCAGGAGAAGCCGUUUCAAGUCUUAGUUGUGUAGACAGAAUGGAAGAUUAGACGGAUUGGCUGCUCUUGCUGGUGUCGACUGCAGAGUUAUUUGAGAUUUGAAACCGUCACAAGCAAUGGGCUCUGUCUCACGAUGGAGCGUGAACGCUUAGGGGCGGUGUAAUCAACAUCAACCAUUAUGAGUCGGGCUGGAUCUUAAUUCCACUCUUCAGGCAGCAAUUCCUUGUUUCGAGACAUUAGCCUACAAAACACCUGCACGAGUGAUUCCCGACAAUGAAUGGAGAAAUGGACUCCUCUGCUAAAGAACCCGUUUGGGAGCAGGAUGACUUGUUGAAGCUGUUGGAUGCCAUGAAGGUGAACCUGCCAGAAAAAGAUCUGGCCAAGUACAAGACGUCCGAGUCCCAUUUGGACUGGGAGAAAGUGGCUUUCAACUCAUACUCUGGGGAGAUGUGCAAACAGAAAUGGCAUGAAGUGUCACGUGAGAUUCGCAAAUUCCGCACCCUUACUGAGCUGAUCGUGGAUGCGCAGGACUACGUCAAAAAUCCAUACAAAGGAAAGAAGCUGAAGAAGCACCCAGACUUCCCCAAAAAGCCGUUGACACCGUAUUUCCGUUUCUUUAUGGAGAAACGUGCUAAGUAUGCUAAAUUACAUCCAGAGAUGAGCAACCUAGAUCUCACAAAAAUCCUGUCCAAAAAAUACAAGGAGCUCCCGGAGCGUAAAAAAGAUAAAUAUGUGAAAGACUUUCUCAGAGAAAAAGAGACGUUCAUGCUCAGCAUGAUGAAGUUCAAGCAAGAUCAUCCCGACCUUCUUGAGAACGUUAACAAGAAGUCCAAUGUUCCAGAGAAGCCCAAGACGCCCCAGCAACUGUGGUACAGCCAUGAGAAGAAGGCCUUUCUCAAAGCACACCCAGAUGCGACUACCAAAGACAUCAAGGACAAUCUUGGCAAGCAGUGGCCACAGCUCGCAGACAAGAAGAGGAUAAAGUGGAUCACAAAGUCUUUGGAGCAGAAGAAAUUGUAUGAGAAAAAGAUGCGCGAGUUUGUCCAGCAGCACCCAGAGAUGAACAUCACGGAGGAGAACAUCGUCAAAUCCACUCUGACUAAAGCAGAGAGACAGCUCAAGGACAAGUUUGAUGGGCGGCCAGACAAACCGCCUUCUAAUGGUUACUCUAUGUUCUGUGCUGAGCUGAUGUCCAGUAUGAAAGACGUUCCCAGUACAGAGCGCAUGGUCAUGUGCAGCCAGCGCUGGAAACUCCUCACACAGAGCGAGAAAGAUGUCUUCCAAAAGCGCUGUGAGCAGAAAAAGAAAGACUAUGAAAUUGAGAUGAAUCGCUACUUAUUAAGUAUCUCAGAGGAGGAACAGCAGAGAAUACUGUCAGAACAGAAGAUGGGCAGCUUUAAAAGGGGAGGUGGAGGCGUUAGUCCUGCUUCCAAAAAGAAGAACUCAAAAGCAAAGUCCAGUACAGAGAAGCCCAAGCCUCCUGUGUCUGCAAUGUUUAUUUUCUCUGAGGAGAAGCGCCCAAAACUUCAACAGGAAAGGCCUGAUCUUUCUGACAUGGAGCUCACCAGACAGCUGGCCCGCAUGUGGAGCGAGCUUUCUGACAAGAAGAAGGAGAAGUAUAAAAACCUGGAGAUUGCGCUGAAGGCAGAGUCUGAAAAACAGAGCAAAGACGACAAAGGGAAACUACCAGAAACACCCAAAACAGCUCAGGAUAUCUGGCAACAAAGUGUCAUUGGCGACUAUCUUGCCCGAUUCAAGAAUGAUCGAGCAAAAGCUCAAAAAGCCAUGGAGGCCACCUGGAACACCAUGGAGAAGAAAGAGAAGAUCAUGUGGAUCAAGAAGGCAGCAGAGGACCAGAAGAGAUAUGAAAGAGAGCUGAUUGAGAUGCGAUCGCCAGCCCCAGUCAUCACCCCUGGGAAGAAAAUGAAAUUUGAUGGGGAACCUAAGAAACCGCCCUCGAACGGUUAUCAGAAGUUCUCUCAGGAGAUGCUCUCAAACGGCGAGCUGAAUCAUCUGCCCAUGAAAGAGCGCAUGGGUGAAAUCGGAGGCCGCUGGCAGCGGCUCCCUCAGAAAGAGAAGGACCGUUACAAAAGACUGGCAGAAGAGAAACAGAGGCAGUACAAAGUGCUGCUUGAGCAGUGGCUUGCGGGUUUAUCAUCACAAGAGAAAGCUGUAUAUAAAGAAUAUAAUUCUCUGAAACGGAGGAGCACAUCAAAACCAGGUGCCACUCCUGCUAAAGUGAAACCCAAGGCCAAACAAUCGGAUGAGGAAGAUGAUGAUGACGAUGACGAUGAUGAUGAUGAUGACGAUGAUGAUGAUGACGAAGAUAAGGAAUCUGAUGACGGAUCAUCCUCUGAUGACAGUGAUGAUGACGACGAUGAUGAUAAUGAAGACAUAGAGGAUGAAGAGGUUGAGGAUAAAGAGAAUAAGUCAGAAAGCAGCAGCAGCGCUUCCAGCUCUGACGAUUCAUCGGGUUCAGACUCAGAUUGAGCCAGAGCCGAGGCAGGCUGAGCCCACAGACUGCCAGAAAUGCUGUGAACUGAGCCAUGAGCCGGGGGUCUGAGCCACCACAGGAGGGGGCUCACCCCGCUGUCACACAUCUGCGCCACCUCUCACACACUCUUUCCUUGGCUUCUCUUCUCCCCUGCACUUCUGCUUUUAGUUUUUCCUCCCUCUAUGAAUUCUCUUGCCAGGUUUUAAGGCAUUUUAGGCAACGUGUAUGAGGAUGUCUAAAUUCCUCCCAUCACCGAAAAGGGUGCAGUGCUCUUCUGUUGGCUUGUUGUAGAAGAGUUAUUAGGACGCCCCCUGUUUAUACAUUAAAUGUAGGAGGACAUAGAGAGCACCAGGUGCCAUUUUCUUUUCCGUAAAUGAGCCAAAGAGUCUCUUAGUUUCACAGAUUAUUUCAGGAGGUACAGGGGACCAAAUAACUGCACUCUGAAGAAUGUUUGCUUUCUUUUCUUCUGUCUGUACCUCUCCUGUUCUUCCUAGUAGCGUUGUUCCUCUCCCUUUCCUGCUCCCUCCAUUUUUGCUUUGGUGUUUGUUUUUGCUUCUUCGGUUCAAAACAAAUGUGGUAUUUUCAGGAACAAUGAAGCCAUUUUGAAUGUUUCCGCAUGGACCCAGCUGGCCUCGCACGCGGUUCUUGUUCACCAGGCAUUUGUGCGCUGCCCCUACCUGCACCUGACGAGGGGUUAAAGGUGAAAAUGGACUAUUUAUUUUUGUCCUGUUUCGGAAUGCUGCCCGUAGCUGUUUCGCCACAGCUGAUGGGUUUGAGUUCGCUGUUCGUUCAGAUAAUAAAACUGACUGAUGUUACAUAACGAGGAGGACUAGUUUAUCAGUUAAUUGUUUGGCAACACAAGCAAAGUUCUUGUAGAAGUAUGCUUGUUUUGUUUUUUUGAAGAUGGGGCACCAACAUGUUUUUCUUCUGUUUGUUAAUAAUGGUUAUGUAUUUUUUGAAGCUGAUGUUUUGUUCCGCUUUCCAACCACUGUUUUAUUUGGUGCUCCAAAUAACUUUUUCUUUUUAAAAUGAUAGGUUUUAAAUAUGAUGGAUAUGAGUUACCCCACAAUUCAGUGCACUUAUGAUUGAAUCCCUAGCUCACAAACCUAGUGGUUUUUUUCAGUAUUCCUCUUUCUGCAUUUCACUCAUUAGUCCACCAUGUCUGCCACCUCACAGGUCUUUCACGCACCAGCUCAAGGAAUGUAAUGGAGGUGUUUUAUUUAAGAGAGGGGUACCGGUAUUUGUUAUGUGUUUAUGUAUAUAUGAACAGUUUUGAGGGUGACUGGUAUAUUCUCUCAUUCCAAUGCUCUGGCCUGAAAUGAUAACUAAAUUUAGUUAAACCCACAGCCCAGCUUCCUCCGCUGAGCUGCCACCUUUUACUAAGUAUGUUCAUGCAGUCCUCCUAAUAGGGGCACUGUAAGUGAUUUUUCAAAACUUCAAAACUUUGAACCUUUUUCAUUUGCAUGAUUGGGGGGGUUGCUGUCAAAACAGAUCUGGAUGCUGUAAUUUCUGUACCAGACAUGUGAAUCUGAAGUAAUCAAGGUCUGUAUCAUGCAAAAAAUUUCUGUUCUUGGAUCAGUUUGAAAAAUAUAAUUUGGCUAUAGAUGUUUUGAUUGAUGGGCCGGGAUAAGAAACCGAGUGGACAUUUCAAGAUUUGUUGAUAUUUUAUAGGAUUUUGAGACUUGCAGAUAGAUUUGGGUUGGGUUCAGUGCUGUUGUAAGGUAUUUGUACAUAUAGCUUUCUUUUAUUUCCCUUUGUAAUGAGUGAAUAUUAUUGCGUUUGUAUUUUCGGUUGGCUAAGCAAUAUGCUGCUGUAGCCAAAAUGAAUUUGUUUGUCAAUUGGGGACAUGUUUUUAAUUUGGUAAGUUUUAGUUUUUUACCCCUUCCCGUGUUUGUUUGUUUAUUUGUAGAAAUGGCAAAAAAAGAGAAAAAGCUUAAAUUUGUACUACAGGUUUGAAACAUUUGGACGUUUUCUAUAGCAAGAGAUGUUAUAUCCCUGCAAUUUACAAUUUGAGCAAAUAAACCUUCUCUUAAACA
This is a messenger RNA of Cyprinus carpio (common carp), 5520 nucleotides long. RefSeq names its product upstream binding transcription factor. The record is from RefSeq and is a predicted model, not a curated record. Lineage: Eukaryota; Metazoa; Chordata; Actinopteri; Cypriniformes; Cyprinidae.